AACCUUUUCUUAAAAGCUUUCAAGCUGGUUCUAUGUUUAUGAUCACGGGAGGAAAGUACCAUGUAAAGAGUACAUCAGGAAGUGAACAUAUUAAGAUGAAAGUAAAGAUCUGAAAGUAAAGAGACAGUAGGCAGAAACGACUCAAGUAGCAGUUCACGUGUUAGACAGCAGAAGAUUAAGAGAUGUCCACUUCAGAAGAAGAGUGUCCUGUGUGUAUGGACACAAUAACAAAUCCGUCUCAGCCUACAGCCUGCUGCGGAAAAGUAAUUUGUCAGACAUGUUUAGAUCAAUCUCUUCGACAUAGAGCUCACUGUCCACACUGCAGAGGCCAAAUAAACCAAGUAAAUCCAUUGCGCCCUUCUACUGAUAGACGGAGGAAUCGGCGCCACAACCUGUUUGGGAAUUCUUCAACAUUCCAUCCAGUUAGACCUGUUAGCUCAAGCAUACUAAACCGCCUUCAUCAACUUCAUGCUGCUCAGUUGGAGUAUACAAACACUGCCAAUCAAGGCAGUCUGCCCAAUUGGAAUGCCUUGGCACCUGCCCCACAAAGUCAAGCUCCUCCCCUUUCACGUUUUACUGCACCUAUUUUUGCCCUGCCCGUGCCACGAAUCCAAGCUGCACCUUCAGGUGCCAUUAGAGCCAUACCACCUGCAGUGGCACGAAUAAACCCCAACCCAGCACCGGAAAAUUUAGAGGCUGAGUUGGAUGAAUGGCCCUGGCAAACUGAAAUCCAUCUAAUGAGAAUUCAGCAACAGCAACAACCUCAGGGCCCCAACGUGAGGACUUUUGCAUGUCCCUACUGUCCGAUUAGUGGGUUGGAUGAAUUGAAUCUACGUGAUCACUGCAAUGCUGUACAUGCUCAUGACAUCAGAAGUGUGGUUUGUCCUGUGUGUGUGGCUUUGCCCCACGGUGACCCUCAGUACUAUAGCCGCAAUUUCAUUGGCCACCUCAACCUGCGUCACUGCUUCAACACUGAGGAUAUAACUAACAUUCACCAGAGUGAUGAGAUCAACAUUCAGUGUGCCAUCAUGGCAUCAUUUGCCAAAAACAACUGAGCCUCAUUUAGGCUACUAUAAAAUGUGUUUUAGACAACAUUUAACCCAAUAAAAAGCUUAUUGUGAACUGGA
Molecule: messenger RNA, 1127 nt
Organism: Misgurnus anguillicaudatus (oriental weatherfish)
Lineage: Eukaryota; Metazoa; Chordata; Actinopteri; Cypriniformes; Cobitidae
Source: RefSeq, a predicted model, not a curated record